Molecule: messenger RNA, 315 nt
Organism: Clonostachys solani
Lineage: Eukaryota; Fungi; Ascomycota; Sordariomycetes; Hypocreales; Bionectriaceae
Source: the annotation of a GenBank genome assembly
AUGUGGAACAGCGAGCGAUACGAGCGCAGGAGCAGCGGUGGUGGUGGUGGUGGUGGUGGCGGCGGCAUCAUCAGCCGCUUGUUCGGGUCGAAACGCAGGUCACUCCCAGCCCUGGAGGAGCUGGACGAGAAGCAGCUUGCUGAGGAUCUGAGGCGGCAUGUGUGGGCGGUGGCCAUCGCGGGGAACGAAAAUCCCAUGCCGUAUUAUGUUUGUCCCGGCCGGUCGUUCCUCCGGGAGUUGGCUGGCUGCAACCUGCACUUUGUCCCCCAAACCUGGUGCCCUACGGCUAUUGGGAUCGGGGAAAGUGGCCCCUAA